Molecule: messenger RNA, 3527 nt
Organism: Ochotona princeps (American pika)
Lineage: Eukaryota; Metazoa; Chordata; Mammalia; Lagomorpha; Ochotonidae
Gene: FBXW10B
Product: F-box and WD repeat domain containing 10B
Exons: 14
Coding region: 116-3466 (1116 amino acids)
Molecular function (GO): protein binding
Source: RefSeq, a predicted model, not a curated record
UCCUAGGAGGUCAGGACAAAAAGCUAGACUUCUACCGGCAGUUUCCUCCUAGAGAUUAAACUUUCCCACCAGCCUGCGGCUUACCGUUUUCUCCGAGAGAUGUUUAUACUAGGGAAUGUCCAGUUGGGGGUAUUUAUCCAUCGUCCCUGUCCCUGUCUCUGGUGGGGCUGCUGAUGGCCAAAAGGGUAAAAUGAGCUGCUGGGCUCAGGAUCAUGAAAAUCUGGAAUCCAGAUUCAAGAAUGCCCCCUAUUUUCGCUGUGAGAAGGGAAACGAGUCGGUCCCAGUGUGCCAGAAGUGUGAGACGUGCGUCCUGGCCUGGAAGAUCUUCUCCACGAAGGAGUGGUUCCAAAGGAUCAAUGAAAUGUCGCAGAGGAGAUUUCUGGUGAGCAUGCUGCAACAGUUAAAUAACUUGCACUUGCUCCACUACUUCCAGACGCUCCUCCAGGGCACGCAGGGCAAGGACUUCAUCUACCACCGGGCGCGGGUCUCCCGCAGCCGCAAGGAGGCGAAGGUGGUGAGGUCGUCCCUGAAGCAGGUGCUGGAUAGGAGCGUGGAGCACAAGAUGAAGGCGAUCUUGUACUGGUUUGGAAGCAGCACGAACCGCACCAAGGCCAAUUUUCUGCUCCUGCUGCUGCAGGUGUGUAACUACCGACUACUGAUUACCGCGGCUGACGUGAUCCAGGUCCUGUUCGUGAGAGAGUGGAACAGGGUGUCAGGGUCCACUCAAGACUCUGCUGAUGUGUCUUUCACACCUGAGCAAGACAGUUCCAAGUCUGCCACCUCGCGUUUCUUAUGGGCAGCUAGAUCCAGGCCUGUUUCCUUCCCUCUGUCUAAAGCCUCCGUAAGUCAGCAAAUCCAGGUGGAAGGUGCGGAUUUCAAAGCACCCGAUGCACAGGGACCGUGGAAGAGUUCGCUCCAGUGUAUCUCUGAGAUGAACAGGCUGUUUGCUGGGAGAGCCCCAGCAGCCAAGCCAGGGUUCGACCCCUGCCACUUGCUCCUGAGCCUGGAGGAGAUCAGAGACCUGUCUUCCGGGUGCAGCAAAUACCGAGACUUCAUCCGUUACUUACCCAUCCACCUCUCCAAGCGCAUUCUAAGAAUGCUGGAUAAAAAUACCCUCAACAAGUGUGCCUCUGUGAGCCAGCACUGGGCCGCCAUGGCUCAGCAGGUCAGGAUGGACUUGGUCACGCACACCUUCAUUCAGAACCAGAUUACCCUGUUGCAGGGGUCCUUCAUGCGAGGAGUUGAUCCUAAUUACGCCAACAAACUUUCUAUCCCAGUUCCCAAAAUGGCAGAAGAUGGGAAACGAACACGUGUAAAAAAUCCCAAGUUGAAACUGAGAACAAAGAAUGACUACAACCUGUGGACUGCGUACCAGAACCAAGAAACUCAACAGAUCCAGAUGGAGGAGAGAAAUGUGUUCUGUGGGAGCUACAAUAUCCGCAUUCUCUUUGACACGUGGGAUCAAAACAGAGUCAUCCACUACUCUGGUGGAAACUUAGUCGCGGUGUCCUCUAAUCGGAAGAUCCAUCUUCUGGAUCUUGUGCAAGUGAAAGUGUUACCCACCGAGUUCCGAGGCCAUGCUGGGAGCAUUCGAUCUCUUUUCUUGUGUGAGGAGGAAAACUUUCUCCUGAGUGGCAGUUACGACCUCAGUAUCAGAUACUGGGAUCUGAAAAGUGGGGCUUGCCUGCGUAUCUUCAAUGGCCACCAGGGAACGGUCACUUGCAUGGAUUUGUUGAAGAACAGGCUCGUGUCUGGAGCCAAAGAUGGCCAGGUGAAAGAAUGGGACAUAGACACGGGAAAGUGUCUGAAGACAUAUAAACACAAAGACCCCAUCUUGGCCAUCAGGAUCAAUGACACCUACAUCGUGAGCAGUUGUGAGCGGGGACUAGUCAAAGUGUGGCACAUGGCCACAGCCCAGCUGGUAAAGACUCUCAUGGGCCACGAGGGAGCUGUGAAGUGCCUGUUCUUUGACCAGUGGCAUAUCGUCUCAGGAGGCAGUGACGGCCUGGUCAUGGCCUGGAGCAUGGUGGGGAAAUACGAGCGCUGCCUCAUGGCCUUCAAGCAUCCAAAGGAGGUGCUCCACGUGGCCCUUCUCUACCUCCGGGUCAUCAGCGCCUGCGCAGACGGCAAGAUCCGCAUUUACAACUUCCUCAACGGGAACUGUCUGAAGGUGAUCAAAGCCAACGGCAGAGGGGAUCCUGUGCUGUCCUUCUUUUUUCAGGGCAACAGGAUGCUGAUCAACACGGAGAGCAAUAUUGUCAUGUUCCAGUUUGAGCCUGUCAAGUGGCAGUACUCCGCGGACAGAGGCAGAUCAAAGAGGGACAAAGACAGAGAAGAGGAGAAGGAGGACGACGGCUUCACGGAGGUGCUCUCCAAGACGAGCGCUCAGGCGUACAGCCCGAGAGAUUCGCCAUCCAGCAAACAGACGGUGGCCCCCGAGAGUUUGCUGGGCAAACCCCCCAAGUCCCGUGUCCUUGGGAAGGCCGCCAAGUUAACAUCAGCAGAGGAACGUCAAAGAAAGUUGAAAUCGCCCCGAAAAGACGCCAAGAAGAGAGCUCAUCCUGUUGCCAAAGAAACUAAUAUCCAGGAUGGUCGACAGCAGAGUGCCGAAGCAAAAUCCUUGGCAAGAGAGAUUAACGAAGCAGAUGUUGUGCAGAAAGUACAAGAGGAAAGACAAGUGAAAAUUCCUGUCCAAUUCACCCCUCGCAUGAAGGACAAGCUCUUGAAGACCCCCAUGUCCCCGGAUCGGUUCCUGCUGACCAUCAACGCGCUGCAGCAAGCACACAACUCGGGCCAAUUUGCUUAUCCCCACGGGCCACAAACCCAGGUCCUGGAUGCUUGGGGACCUUCCAUUUCCCACCCACGGAAGGUCCUGAGCUUCAAAGGAAAAUCAAUCCAACAGGCGGUUGACCGCUUGCGAGCCAGCAACCCCACCCUGGAUGUGAAAGAAACCAACAUUCCCCUGGAGAUCCAGAAACUGCAACCCAACUUGAAGAGGUCCCUGCACAGCCCCCGAGUGCAGUCCACCAUCCCCCAGCCCAUGCUAAUCCGCUCCAAGCCCCCUGAUGGCUUCAAGCGGGAAGGUGGAGCCACCAGUUCCACCCCGGGCGGGGUGAGCAGCGUGGGUCCCCUGGGCAGCAGGCAGGUUUUCAAGCCCAGCAGUUUGAUCACACCUCGAGUGGGCACAGCAGCCCAGUGUCUCAGGAAAGAGCGGCCCCGUAUGUGCACGGCCCUGGACCCGCUGAGGCUCAACGCCGACUACCUGCUGCUGACCGUGAAGGAGGAGGGCGAGUACAGGGAAGCCAAGAUGAAGGAGUACCAGGCUUGCGGGGCCAGAGGCGUGGUCGACAUGGGGAAAGCCAGCCGAGCUGCGUGGGUCAGGAAGGUGAAAGGCCUGGCCAUCGACCAGUUCAUGAAGGAAGGAAAAGUAGCAGCCCCAGAACUUGGACACAAUGUGUUUAUCUAAACCAGCCUUGAGAAAGGACAGCAGCUUACAAUAAACAGAAAACCAAGUGGCUUAUUCUCCC